AUGCCGUCGAACAUCCAGGUCUUUGUGAAAUGGAAGGAUCAAACAAUCUUUGCGGGGGAGAAUGUGGAAUGUACUAUCACAUUCAAGAACGUGGCAGAGACCGGAUCCGAAGUCAACGCUGGUGAAGGCCAACACCAGCGCAAGGCGUCUCGAGUCGCCAACCAUUCUGGCAACAAUAAUUCCGACUCCUUCUUUGGCUUCAAAUCACCCCAAAGACUGUUUUCGGAUCGACGGUCUUUUUCGAUCGGCUCCUCAAGGAGACCGGUUGCCCACCGCACCGCUUCAUCCCUGAGCUCCCCACUCGUUGCUUCUCAGAGCUUCCCGCCCGCCGGCAACCCCUCCUCCACACCUCGAAGCUGGCAACCUGGUCACAGCAGUAAGCGAUCUGUAUCAAUUCUUUCAAUUGAUAGUGAAGGCCAGCCAGACAAAUCGCCAUCGCCGCACUUGACUCGAGGCAAGCCUGCUAGGGGUCAUGGACGCUCAACCAGUCUCCAGAUCACCCCAAGGAGGCAUGAUAGCUAUGAUGAUUCUUACAGGAAAGCCGCCAGAGCUCCAAUGCGCGGUCUGCCAUUAAGAGAAUCAGACGAAUCUGCCCCCGGAAACCUACGAGUUGACACCAAUAAUGUGGGGGCUACAAGCCGACCUGGAUCCAUUGCAGAAAGUCCUGUAAAUACAAUCGAGCCAUUGCGCCCAGCACGAAGACCUCAACUACCUUCCUUUGACUUCAAAUUCCCGGCUGCCCCUCCAAACGACACCAAUCGCCCCGCCCCGACCCCUUCACCCAAAUCUGAAAGACUUCCAUCACCAGGGAAAGGUCCAGGGAGAGAUCCAUCGGUAUUGGGACCUCCAUCGCACCAACAAGUCACACGGAUUAUAUCAGCCACUAGUGUGAAUGGAAGCAGUCGAAGCAGUGGUGAAUUUUACUCGGUCAGUGAUCACUCGACGGAGACAUUGGCAUCUGAGUAUACAAACUAUUCGGCCCAAGGAGGGCGUGCACCUCCGCCUGUCCGACACGGACGACAUUAUUCGAGUGUUGUACCCUCGUCAGCAAAAUCCGCAGAUAGCCAGGCGCUGCUGAUGGGCUAUGCCCAGAUCAGUGCAUCAUUUACCGUCGACGGCUCAUUGGUAAAUCAGUCAGUCUUUGACGAAGUUAAACGCAAAGGAGUGGUUGGUGGCCAAGCAGGCACUGGUGGGCUGCCAGGACGACCAAGCUCUGCCAGUACUGAACGUGCUCGCAAAGGGGGUGGUGGCUUUUGGGGUGCGCUCAAGUGGAACGCCAUUGAGGAAUCCAUCAGUGGUCUCUUGUCAAACAAUGAGCUUGACGGUCUUCGAGACAUGCGUGGAGUUGCUUCGUCGCGCUCAAUUCCGCUGCUUUCUACUCCACAGUCCCUUCUUUUUGUCGAUCUGCGACUAGCACCGGGGGAGGAACAGUCUUAUUCCUUCUCCUUUUCUCUUCCAAGGGGACUCCCGGCGAGUCAUAAAGGGAAAGCCAUCAAGAUAUCAUACAAUCUCGUUAUUGGAACCCAGCGACCUAGUGCGCCCAACGAUACUCAGCGGGUCAACCGCAUCAACAUACCGUUCCGUGUGUAUAGCGGAGUAAAUGAGAAAGGAGAUGUUUUGGGUCAUGAUCUGAUGUCUCCAUACGUGCUUCUGCGUGACGAAGCCAAGGUUCAAAAAGUCGCACCUAACGCUCCGGUGGUUCCAAAACCGCAGAGCCUGAGUGGACUUUGGAAUUCGGCUGGCGACUUUAUCUCCUACGUCGAUGAGAUUCUUGAACAGCGUGCACGCUCAAAUUCACUUUUCCCACCGGGGGCCCUUCCAGAACGCCGAGCAAGCUACGAUGGACCUCCUCAGCCGCUGUCCUGCAAGGACAUCAUUGAUAUGGCAAUUCUUCGCAGUAAUCAAGCAGCUCAAUCAUCGCGGCGCAGUCCCAAUAGAUUUGAGAUUGCCCGCGAUGGCAAGCGUAUUGCAGUGGUUGUCCUAAACCGCCCAGUACACCGGAUUGGCGAAACCAUCAUUGCUACCGUGGAUUUCGGCAAUGCUUCCAUCCCGUGCUAUGCUGUGCGAGCUUCAUUAGAAACAUCUGAAAAGGUCGUGCCUACUCUAGCUGUUCGAUCAAACGCCAGUAUCCACCGAACUACCCGUCGCAUCCAUGCAUCCCUAUUUGAAAAUACCCUCUAUGCUACCCGUGUGGUCUUCAGCCCCGCUAUACCUAUUACUGCCACCCCGACUAUUCUCACCAGCGGCGUGACCCUCGAUUGGGACCUACGCUUCGAGUUUGUGACACCGAAUACAGUCAAUGAGCAUGGUCACGGUCCUUCUGGCAUCCAACUGCUUGAAUCGAUGUCUUGUGAUGAUCGUGGUAAAGUUUUUUCUGCAUCGGAGCAUUUGGGCUGUGAAUCAUUUGAAAUUUCCAUCCCGUUGACCGUCUACGGUGAAAGUGUCCGGGAACAAUUGCCAGAAGAGAACAACGGAUACGCUAUUUGA
Molecule: messenger RNA, 2487 nt
Organism: Penicillium longicatenatum
Lineage: Eukaryota; Fungi; Ascomycota; Eurotiomycetes; Eurotiales; Aspergillaceae
Product: putative intracellular protein transport protein (Sat1)
Exons: 3
Coding region: 1-2487 (828 amino acids)
Biological process (GO): retrograde transport, endosome to Golgi
Cellular component (GO): Golgi membrane; Ric1-Rgp1 guanyl-nucleotide exchange factor complex
Source: RefSeq, a predicted model, not a curated record